Messenger RNA from Nematostella vectensis (starlet sea anemone), 1953 nucleotides. RefSeq names its product 2-hydroxyacyl-CoA lyase 1. The record is from RefSeq and is a predicted model, not a curated record. Gene Ontology annotation, biological process: fatty acid alpha-oxidation. NCBI's taxonomy places the organism in Eukaryota, Metazoa, Cnidaria, Anthozoa, Actiniaria, Edwardsiidae. The transcript has 17 exons. Gene Ontology annotation, molecular function: catalytic activity; magnesium ion binding; thiamine pyrophosphate binding. Gene Ontology annotation, cellular component: peroxisome. The coding region runs from base 43 to 1785 and encodes 580 amino acids.
CGUACACUCUUACACGAAGUUCUCCGUUUUUGAAGAGGCAAGAUGGCGGCCGAACCUAACGAAACCCUAUCCGGAGCUACUCUCCUCGCAAGAGCGCUAAGGGCUCAAGGAUGCGAGUACAUGUUUGGAGUUGUGGGUAUACCCGUCAUAGAAAUAGCAAUUGCAGCCCAAGCAGAAGGCAUUAAGUAUGUUGGCAUGAGAAACGAGCAAUCUGCUUGCUAUGCUGCCUCUGCAAUUGGGUAUUUGACAAGAAGGCCAGGGGUGUGUCUUGUGGUAUCUGGGCCAGGGUUACUACAUGCCUUGGGAGGACUAGCAAAUGCCACUGAAAAUUGCUGGCCUGUCCUGGUAAUAGGUGGCUCAUCAGACUUAGACCAGGAGGGUCAGGGAGCAUUCCAGGAGAUACCACAGGUUGAGGCUGCCAAACCUUACUGUAAAUAUUCAGCAAGACCAAGCAGUAUACACAGCAUUGGUUUCUUUGUUGAAAAGGCUGUUCGGACCAGUAUAUAUGGACGCCCAGGUGCUUGCUACCUGGACAUUCCUGGAAAUAUGGUCAACGAAGAGGUUCAAGCAUGUAAAGCAAAGGUGUUUUCUCAGUGCCCAGCCCCCCCGAAAUGCCUAGCUGACUAUAGUUCAGUGAAGCAAGCUGUGGAACUCCUCAGUAAAGCUGAAAAGCCACUUGUCAUUAUAGGGAAAGGAGCUGCUUAUUCCCAUGCUGAGAGACCACUUUUAGAGAUGAUAGACAGAUGCAAGCUACCAUUUCUUCCCACUCCCAUGGGCAAGGGAGUUAUCUCGGAUGACCAUCCCUUAUGUGUUGCCCCAGCCCGGUCUCUUGCCUUGUCAAAUGCUGAUGUUAUUUUACUAUGCGGAGCAAGACUCAAUUGGAUGUUACACUUUGGUAAAGCUCCAAGAUUUAGAAAGGAUGUCAAAUUCAUUCAGGUUGAUAUCCAUGCAGAGGAGAUGGGUAACAAUGUCUCAUCUGGUAUUUUCCUGUAUGGUGAUCUCCCUGGAGUUAUUGAACAGAUAACUGAAAGAAUUACAAAAAGAGGCAACAUUAUGCAAGCAGAGAAACUGUCUGAAUGGACUGUUCAACUUAACAAAAAGUCAGAGAGGAAUCUUAUGAUGAACAAAGAGCUCUCAUCAGUGGUCACUGUUCCAAUGAGCUACUACCAAGCAUAUGGACAGAUAAAAAAAUUCCUUCCCCAAGACUGCUUUAUUGUUAAUGAGGGAGCGAACACGAUGGAUAUUGGCCGAACAAUGAUGCCAAACCAUUUCCCAAGAAGAAGGCUAGACGCUGGAACGUUUGGUACAAUGGGUGUUGGCACAGGGUUUGCCAUCGCAGCAGCCAUGCUGGCAGAAGGUCAGGCUGAACAGCGGGGCUUACCUGCAGAAAGGGUUGUGUGCAUACAAGGAGAUAGUGCAUUUGGGUUCUCAGGGAUGGAACUUGAAACUUCAUGCAGAUAUAACCUUCCGAUUGUGUUUAUUGUCAUCAAUAAUAAUGGGAUAGGCACUGGUAUGGACCAAGACUCUUGGGAUGCUAUCAAGAAACCAGCAUUAGAAGCCCUUCCCAUGGCAUUAUCUCCAAAUGCAAGCUACGAAAAAAUGAUGGAGGCAUUCGGAGGCAAGGGAUAUUGUGCCCAGACAUCAGCUGAGCUACACAAGGCCCUAGAACAAGCCUUUUACAAUACCGCUACUACAUGCAAGCCAGCCCUGAUAAAUGUGAUUAUUGAUACUUCAGCUGAUCGUAAACCACAGGAUUUUCACUGGCUGACGCGGUCUAAGAUGUAAUGCCGUGCCACAACAGCAGGGAAACAUGCAUCAGUGAAUCAGCAUGAAGAGAGAAAACAAUUCCAAGAAACAUUAGCAUCACUCACUCGAUGAUGUAGUACACCCAAAUAUACAAAUACUACUCAAAAUAAAAGUAUUUUUAUUGGAAUAAAAUCUAUUUGUAAAUUU